ACGUUCAUAUGCUUGGUGAAUGCUUGGAUCGAAUAGCUCGGAGAAGUCUUGAAGGGCUCUCUUUAGAAUUCUAUGCCGAGGUCUCGAAUGUCGUCUGUGUUCUGCUUUGUAUUCUCUCUGCUGCCGGGAUAGCUGGAAACAUGAUCACACAUCUCUACAUGAGGGAAUACAAAACAUGGCUCUCAAAAUCAAUUCUCUGCUCCGACAGUUUCUACUUACUACUGUCGUCCCUGGAGCUGGUCAAGCUAAAGUACGAUAUUUUCCCGCCAUUUCUCCUGAAAAUCUUCCCAGUCUUGAUUUACCCUUUUCACAGGGUGUUUCAAACAUUAUCAGUCUAUCUCCGACUUGCCCUACUUCUCAUCUCUGUAACAGGCACACAAGUCAAGGGUUGGAUUAUCUUACUGGGACUGGUGGCUGUAUCUCUCAUCGUCAACUAUGGAAAGUUCCUCGAGACUAAAAUCUCCACACUUUGCUGGGACUUUAGGGAGUGCAACUGCGGAAUUCAUAUUCAGACUUUAAUCCAGCAAAGCUCUCUGUGGAAUAAUAGACAGUAUGUAAGGUGA
Molecule: messenger RNA, 563 nt
Organism: Eurytemora carolleeae
Lineage: Eukaryota; Metazoa; Arthropoda; Copepoda; Calanoida; Temoridae
Exons: 6
Coding region: 9-563 (184 amino acids)
Source: RefSeq, a predicted model, not a curated record